GACAGCCCAAAUAGACGGAUAAGGUAAAGGAGGGGCAGGAAGAAAGGAGCAGCAGCAGCAAUCGUCCAUGGCCAUGGCCCUCUCGAGCUCGCUCCGUGCCCUGGUGGCCCUGAUCCCGCCGGCCCUCCCUUCCGGUCGCCCGAACGGGGCCGCGGCGGCCCCGGGACCCCGCGCGCGGGGUCGGCCGAGGAGAGGGGCGGGGGUCGUGGCGCUGGCGGCGGCGCUGCCGUCGGACGCGAAGUGGCUGGAGCGGCUGCCGGAGAAGAAGAAGCCGCUGUACACGCACAGCCUGCCGUGCAUCGAGGCGUGGCUGCGCAGCCUCGGGUUCACGCAGUCCCGCGAGGACCCCGCCGCCUGGGUGGCGGAGAAGCCGCUCUGGCACGCGCGUCUCAGCCUCGACGUCACCGACCUCCACAUCAGGUACUUGAAAAGCGGCCCUGGAAAUCUUGAGAAGGAUGUGGAGAGGAGGUUUAGCUAUGCCCUAAGCAGAGAAGACAUCGAGAACGCCAUACUUGGAGGACCUUAAUACACAAUCAAGGGGGGUUAGAGUUAGGAAUUGCUUAGAGCCUGUUCGCUUGUCUGAAAAACCAUAGAUAAAAGUACUUUGCUGAUUUAUUGUGAAAGAAAAAUAUUGUUGAACGGCUGGCAGAUAUGGCGAACAAGACCUUAGUCGUGGUUGUUCCUCAGGCGAGGUUGGCGCUGAAGAAAUGGCACAACGCUAAUCGUUCAGUUGAUCUGCAUACUACCGUACCGUUACGUCAUUGAAAGAGCAAAUGGAUCAUGUGUCGAAAAAUAAUAAUCAUGUGCUACAAUCUCUGACUAGGCUGGAAAUGUUGGAUGCCUCCGGGUGACGUGCGUUUGGUUUGUUGGCCUCGUUAAGUGAAAUUUCCCCUUGAGCCGAAAUUGCUCAUUUAUAUACAGAAGAAAAAAAUGACUUUA
Messenger RNA from Sorghum bicolor (sorghum), 939 nucleotides. RefSeq lists its product as uncharacterized. The coding region runs from base 68 to 526 and encodes 152 amino acids. Lineage: Eukaryota; Viridiplantae; Streptophyta; Magnoliopsida; Poales; Poaceae. The record is from RefSeq and is a predicted model, not a curated record. The transcript is spliced from 2 exons.